ACGCUGCCGGUUGUAUUAGUCAGAGAUCCGCAAAAUAUUCAAAGUCUCAUGAAUUUUAUCCAAUUGGACAUUUUUACAUGAAAAUUAUAUCUAAUUACUUGUCUUUUUUGAUCAUGUGUCAAUACAUCCCAUUCGUUCAUUCAUUUGCAAUAGGAUUUCUUUACAUUCGAGACUCACUUCAAUUUUUAUCCUAAUAAUAUUGUAAUAAAACCGAAAAUGAUAAUCAUUUUCUUGGAACUAUGCGGCCAUAGGAAAUAUUCUCAUGAUAAAAUUGUGGCAGGCCUCGUAUCGUUUCCUUCAAGAAAGACUUACUGAUACUAUCGCAAGUCUUUUCAUAUAAUUUUUUCUCAUAUCCACUCGUUGAUAUUUAUUCAUGGCAUCAACGCCGAAUUGGAGUCAUGGCCUCCAGGGAACACGUGUUGAUAAUAAAAUCACAUCGAAUGAGAGUGAUUCUCUAGCGGAAGUUAUUUCUGUUCUUGAAAAUAAAGUAGAAGCCCUGAAUAUCAAACCACGCUUGGGAAAUGAUUUGUUGGCCGACCUUGAGAAACUGAGUCUAGAAUUCAAUGAGCUCACGAGGAAAUUCAAUGCACUGAAGGAAACAGAGAAAACCGUUGGAAAGAAUCAUCAUCAGAAGAGGAAAAAAAAAUUGCUGCAUAAAUUCAGUCAAACAGAUGAGAAUCCGAUUCUCGCGGUAUCAGAGGCAAAAUCGACUAUUGCACACUGCAUCUUACAACUCCUCUCAAUCAAUCAUCUGCUCGAUGGGAAUGAAGGACAAUCUGUUGUUAUACAAAAAUUAUUGACUCAUCAAUGUUUCGACAAUUCUGGAGAUAAUUUCAUUAUUCAGAGUUUGUCAGUGGGUCCUGUGUAUUUUGAAGUGAGAUCACAGGGUAUUUACGAUGAACAAGAAAUGCAAACGGAUCCAUCAUCUAAAAGUAAUACGAGAGAACAAGAUCGAAGGAAUCCUAAGGAAAAAUCGUGCAACUGGCUCUGUUGCUUCGGAGGACCGAGGAAGAAGAAGAUGAAGAAAAAACCAACUAAAAAAUAAGAGGAAUAAGAGGAAUUUUGGCGAUGAACGUCCUAGGGCAACUCUUUGACAACGUUUACAGACUGAAAUUCAAUAAUUAUAAUAAAUUGUUUAGUUAAUGGUUUGGUACAUUUGUUCGAUUAUUACCACACUUGAGUAUUAAAAAAAUUGGA
Molecule: messenger RNA, 1197 nt
Organism: Diachasma alloeum
Lineage: Eukaryota; Metazoa; Arthropoda; Insecta; Hymenoptera; Braconidae
Exons: 5
Coding region: 374-1045 (223 amino acids)
Source: RefSeq, a predicted model, not a curated record